Molecule: messenger RNA, 3366 nt
Organism: Myripristis murdjan (pinecone soldierfish)
Lineage: Eukaryota; Metazoa; Chordata; Actinopteri; Holocentriformes; Holocentridae
Gene: cnr1
Product: cannabinoid receptor 1
Exons: 2
Coding region: 262-1674 (470 amino acids)
Biological process (GO): G protein-coupled receptor signaling pathway
Cellular component (GO): membrane
Molecular function (GO): cannabinoid receptor activity
Source: RefSeq, a predicted model, not a curated record
UUCACAUAGAAACUUGAAAAAAAGAAACAUAAUUCACAUAUAGAAUUAGCAUAUACAAUUGAUUAAAAGCAUGACUUCAUCCUAAUGCUUGGUUUUACUCUCGUGCCAUUUGUCUGUUUUUCGCGCAAGAAUUUGGGUUUGAUGUUGAGCGUCUGAACUGGAUUAAGGCGCGGUGGAAAAAGGGAUUCUGCGCACUUGGAAAAAUUAUGUAAGGUUGUCCAGGCAGCAUCUUAGACUGCAGUAUUACCCUCAGACACAGCCAUGAAAUCUGUGCUGGAUGGGGUGGCGGACACCACCUUCCGGACUAUCACCUCUGGUUUACAGUAUCUGGGCUCCAACGAUGCUAACUAUGACGACCCCACCAGUGACAUUGACUUCACUAAGGGCAGUUUCCCGCUCCAGAAGCCCUUGUCGGCUUUCCGCAGCAACUCUUUCCCAGACAAAGUGCCUGCAGAUGAGCAGCUGAUCCUCAAAGGCAUCCCCCUCUACCCAACCAAUGCCACAGAUCUGUUUGGAAACAGGAGCAUGUUUGGAGAUGAGGAUAACAAUAUCCAAUGUGGGGAGAACUUCAUGGACAUGGAGUGCUUCAUGAUCUUGACUCCCAGCCAGCAGCUGGCCGUUGCUGUAAUGUCGCUGACUCUGGGCACCUUCACGGUGCUGGAGAACCUGGUGGUGCUCUGCGUCAUCCUGCAGUCUCGCACCCUCCGCUGCCGGCCGUCCUAUCACUUCAUAGGCAGUCUCGCUGUGGCUGACCUGCUGGGCAGCGUCAUCUUUGUCUACAGCUUUCUGGACUUCCACGUUUUCCACAGGAAGGACAGCCCCAACAUUUUCCUGUUCAAACUGGGCGGAGUCACUGCCUCAUUCACUGCGUCUGUGGGGAGCCUUUUCCUGACUGCUAUUGACCGCUACAUCUCCAUACACCGGCCUCUGGCCUACAGGCGCAUCGUGACCCGGACCAAGGCUGUCAUCGCCUUUUGCAUGAUGUGGACCAUCUCCAUCAUCAUCGCAGUGCUACCUCUUCUGGGUUGGAACUGCAAACGUCUCAAGUCCGUCUGUUCAGAUAUAUUCCCUCUGAUCGAUGAGAACUACUUAAUGUUCUGGAUCGGGGUGACCACUGUGCUGGUCCUUUUCAUUAUCUACGCCUACAUGUACAUCCUGUGGAAGGCACACCACCAUGCCGUGCGCAUGUUGAGUCGCACCUCCCAGAAGAGCCUGGUUGUGUACUCAGCAGACGGCAGUAAGGUGCAGACCACCCGCCCUGAGCAGGCACGCAUGGACAUCCGUCUGGCCAAGACCCUGGUGCUCAUCCUGGUGGUGCUGGUCAUCUGCUGGGGCCCAUUGCUCGCCAUCAUGGUCUAUGACCUCUUCUGGAAGAUGGACGAUGACAUCAAGACAGUAUUUGCAUUCUGCAGCAUGCUCUGCCUGCUCAACUCCACUGUCAACCCAAUCAUCUACGCUUUGAGGAGCAAGGACCUGCGGCACGCUUUCCUCAGCUCCUGCAACGCCUGCCGGGGCAGCGCCCAGCAGUUGGACAAUAGCCUUGAGUCGGACUGCCAGAAUAGAAAUGUCACCAUUGCUGCCAACAGAGCUGCAGAGAGUUGUGUGAAAACCACUGUGAAAAUAGCCAAAGUGACUAUGUCUGUAUCAACUGACACUUCUGCUGAAGCUGUCUAAUUGGUUGUCAUCGGGGAAACCCUGUAAAAGUCACCUUCUCCAAACAAUGCCAUUAAACACAAAAAAGCAGAACCUAAGGUUUACCAGAGAGACAUUUCUCUCCCGAAAGUAUUGAUUUACAUCUUUACAUAAACGCUUCAGUGGUUAACUACUGCAUUAUUUUAUGUUAGUGUACUAGUAUAUAGUGUGCCAAAGUGCCAAAUGGUGAUGAAAGGUCAUAGGAAGGACUCAAAAAAAUGAAAGGAUUAUCAAAGACUAUCAUAAGUCUGUUGUUUACCAUAGACUUCAUGAUAUCCAAUUAGUGAAGGCAUAUUAUAUUUUUGUACUGUGAAUUCAGGUUUUGAAACAAUAUAUCUUCAUUUAUGGGAUAAGGGGCUACCUACAUUUUUAAUUAGAGAUGUUUUACUAUGUCAUUUAGAGGUCAACAUGUGUCUCGCACCAUAAUUUUAGCAAAUCCUUGCGCCUUUGACUUUCUCUACUCUUCAGGCAUACGUUGUAACAACAUUUCCACACGUGAAAGAGAGAAACGAUGGAUUAAUGUUUAUUUCCAAACAAUUGCCAUUAAUUAUGUCAUCUUUGUAUUGCUUUCGCAUUUCAUCCAAUACAGAAUUAUCAGAUGACACUUGAUUGGUGUCAAAUGUGUAAAGAGAAUUUGGGAAAUGUGAGCUGAGUCACGUUCCUGGUCAUCAAGAGGAAAAAAAAAAUCUGAAUAUUGCUCGAUUGUGGUAAUCACCAUCACAAAUAAACAAAAUGCUUUCAUCUCUACCUGAAGUUUAAUGAGAUGGAGGUUAAAAAGAUUCAUAGCUUUUGAGUAUGUGGCAAAUUAAGCUGAAAAUUUGAAGUGGCAUUUUCUGUGGCAGAGUGACGACUGUCCCCGUUGUCUAUUUCUUUACUCGCUAGCUGUUAGACAUUUAUAGUAAUGUGUCUUUGUUCAAAUGUAUACCUUGCAACUGUGCAGUGUUUCUUGUAAAAUACAGUGUUCAAAUUGAUCUGUUCAGCUACAGUCAAGACAACAGGCCUUUUGGCCAAAGCUUGAACUUAUUGAUUAAAACUGGACUGGGAUGCAGUGUGCUGGUCACUACUGUCAACAGGCUAAAGUGGUUUAUGAACCUGGUUUGAAUAUAGCUGCUUACAAUCAAAUGUAUGGAUUUUACUAGAUUCCGCCUUCUAUGUUUGUGACACCUUGUGACUUGCUGAAAUAUUUCAACUCUAAGCCUUUGAUCAUUGCAGUGAGUUGUUUUCGUGUUAGUGUUGAAGGGGAUCAUUUGGGAACUUAAAGCAACCCAUGCACAGGCCUAGUGAAGUACUUUUGGCAUAAUUCUAAAUAAAAGUAUGUCUGCUGUGAAUUUUACUUAUCUAAAGAAAUAAAUAAAGGUCUUUUUGUAAGCUGGUUAAGUUCAAUGGAAGUUUAUGUGUUUGCAAUGUAAGGAGAAUUGUCAACUGACCUUUGCAAAAGAAUUGGAGAAUAUGUAAUUUUCUAAUAGAUAAUGUAGUACUUUUAAUCUAGAAAUCUCACAGCACAAUUGUUCUGUAGACAUUUAUCUUGGUGUAAAGCUAUCCAAACAGCUGUUUAUCAGUAUGCUUUGCUGCCUCUUGUAUUAUUGAUUAUUGGAGAUCAACAUGUCAACUGUCAAGUGGCUUCUGUACAAUGGUGGCAUAAUGAGGAAUAUGACUUUAAAAAAAAAUAACAAG